This is a messenger RNA of Amphiprion ocellaris (clown anemonefish), 2635 nucleotides long. Its product is annotated as endonuclease domain-containing 1 protein-like. The coding region runs from base 418 to 1302 and encodes 294 amino acids. The transcript has 2 exons. Gene Ontology annotation, molecular function: nucleic acid binding; hydrolase activity; metal ion binding. The record is from RefSeq and is a predicted model, not a curated record. NCBI's taxonomy places the organism in Eukaryota, Metazoa, Chordata, Actinopteri, Pomacentridae.
UUAACAUAUUUUUAACUCUUGCUGCCUGGAUUUUUUAGUCUUUUUUGCAGUACAUCUGGAAUUAAAAUGAGUUACAUAUUGAUGUAUGAAUUAUUCUUAUCAUCCACUGUAAUGGGGAAUUAUGUAUAAUAAUCCAGAGUAUAUUUGAUACUUUGGUUCAGUGAAAGGUCUGACUUAUUUGCUGAAGUACAGACAUCCCUGCAGGCAAAUUCAGUGGUUUUGCUUCCUGUAAAAAAAAAAAAAAAAAAAAAAACAAGCAAAAACAAACCUGAAACUAAAGUUCAAAGUGCUUCUGCUUUCAGUCAGAGGCCAAGUGUUACUGAAAAGGGAACAUCUGUCCAUUAAUUCCUCAGAGUCUGUGUCUGUGGAGGACAUGACGGGUCUCUAAACAUUUCACUGUGGAUUAAAAAAAUCAAAAUGCUUGGCGUUCUGCUCGUCCUGGUCUUCGCCACCGGUCGCUGUACAGCUGACGUCGGGGAUUUCGCUCCAUGUCUGCAGUUCUUCUACAGAUCUUGGCCUCCUAAAGGUUUGGUGGGAACCCCGAUCUGCCAGCGUUAUUACAACCAGCACCGCUUCGCCACGCUGUACAGCCGACCUCGCCGCUCGCCCUGGUUCUCGGCUUAUUUGUACUCCGUUCCUACAGGAAAAAGGCCCUCAGCGUCCUGGAAGUUUGAGCCACAGUUGGCAUAUCCAGGAGCUGAUGGCAACAUGAUCCCGUUCCCACCGGGCCCUCUGGACCAGAAUGUGGUGGAAAGCCAGGCAGUGGAUCUGGACUACAUCAACUCCACCUACUCUCGAGGCCACCUGAACCCCAGCCUUCACCAUCACAGCCGUGAGACCCGCUCGGCCACCUUCACCCUCACAAAUGUGGUUCCUCAGAAGGUUGGAUCCAACGAUGGUCCCUGGGAGUUCCUGGAGCAGAACAUCAACUUGACCUUAGCGGCCUACUGUCUCGGGGAGGCCUAUAUAGUAACGGGUGUCAUCCCAUACCGGAACGAUGAGCACUGGCUCAAGAAUCACCGUGUGGCAGUACCGGAGUAUCUUUGGUCCGCCUACUGCUGCCCAGACUACAACCACAGUCUCCCAAAGCAGCUGAGUGAUGCCUUUCCGACAUAUGCCGCCAUCGGACGCAACGACCCCAACAGCACCGGGGAGAUUGUACCAGUUAACAAGACAGCUAAAAGGCAGUUCAGAGGCUACGAUGUGAGACAGAUGUCACUGGAAACACUGGAGAUGUACCUGAAGGACAGGUUCAACACUUUCGUCAGUGUCUUCUACGAGCAGUGCUCCAGAGCAGACUGAUCCUGGACGAAUCAUGCAGUUCAUGAGGUGUGGAAACCUGCUGUAACUGAACUUAAAAACAUCAAAUCUAGAAAACUAACUGAAGAGUUCUCAGCUUUAUUCAACACAUGCACUUCCUGGAGGUCAUUAAUAAUGACAAAAGAUGUUGCCAUUGUGCCUCUUUACUAACUAAAGCCCCACGAUGUUCUCUGCUUGCCAACAUGGAAAUGCCAAAAUCCUGUGGUUGCUACAGCAUUAAACAGUAAGAGGUUGGUGGAAUAAUCAAGUAUUACAGCUAAUCUACAAUACUUGAAUGGCAUAUUAUUCAGGAAAAUUACAUCUGAUUGGGACUUAGCAGAUACUGUGGGUUUACUCUGCUUAAUACUGUAGUGUGCACAGGAGGCAACAGUUUUGUUUGUUGAUUAGCAGAAAACAUUGAGGGAGUUUAGCUAGUCAAGGACCACCAUCACAGAGACUUCUAUAACACUGAGUAACGUCCGGCUGACAAACGUGUUGAAAUAAACUAGUGCAUUAAGCAUACAUCUCAACAAAACAUCUGCUAGCUGUUUUCACUGUUUUAUUUUCACAUUUUUGCAUGACAACAGAUAUCAAUCACUUCAUACCUCCAAAAAAUUUGUAUGGAUCCUUGUAUAAUGUCUCAUUUCCAUAUAGUUUGGCUUCUUGUCUAUGAAUUUGUUUAACACACAGUCUAUGCCCCCUUUUGUUCAACUUUUCUAAAAGUCUUAGUUAACUUUUAACUUUAUACUAACAAUAUUGGAAAUGAUAAAUAUCCUUAAAAUGCUCUUUGAAUAAUAGAUUGAAACUUUAACAUGUUGUCAAACCUUAUCAAUGCCAGCGUUGUGAGAACAUUCCCUGUUAGCUGGGUUGGGAGUAAUAAUGUGUUGGAAAUAACUAUGAAACUAUGAAAUGUGAUCGACCUUUAAUCUUGUUAGCUACUGUCCAAACUCAGAGCAGGGAACAGUACACAAACUGUACUUCCUUUGUUAAAUAGAUUUUAUUAAGAAACCAUGGAGAUCCUUUAGAAGUAGGAACACUAUUUAAUGUGGAUAAAAACUUAGCAAUAAUCAAGGUCAUCUGAGCUUAGUCUGCCUGAAUAUCUGACAUGAAUCAAUGCCAUUAUAAAACACAGUGAUAUUUUUGUUUGUUUUCCAGCACAGCUUAAUGAGUCACCAUGACAACAGGUGUGUAAGAGUGCAUGUUUGUUUCAAAGGUGUAACUGUGGUUGUAGGUGGAAGUUCACAACCUGCUCUCAGGUGAGAUUAAUGGUGAAAUGAGCCAGCGGAUUUAUCAACCUGCCUAUUGUUCAAAAAUAAAUCAAAAAGAUCAAAGUGAA